Cuscuta epithymum is the source of this 437-nucleotide messenger RNA. The record is from the annotation of a GenBank genome assembly. Lineage: Eukaryota; Viridiplantae; Streptophyta; Magnoliopsida; Solanales; Convolvulaceae.
AAAGCCAAAGAGGCUAUCUCCUCACUCACCCACCCCAUCAUUUUCGGCCAGCCUCCUUCCAGCAAGAGCAAGAGUGAUUCCCAGCCUCCUUCCUCCAUUGUUGAAGAGAACUCAUCAAAGAAGAAUCACCCAAAAAGGAGCUAAAGUGCUAAAGUGUGAAAUAAUUAAGGUUGAAGCUAGAGCUUGCUACUUGCACCUUCUCACGGGUGAUAUCACUUCAGGAAGACGUGGUUCGUGCUUCCUUAUUUUCUCUCAAACUACCGAACACUUGCUCAUGGAUAUUUAUUCUACUAUAAACUAUUUUUGGGGCUUGCAUGCCCAUGUUGUUGGCCGGGUGUGGCUUAUGACUUACCGUUGAAUAUUUCCGCUAUUCAUUGGUUUAAAUGUGAUGUUGUUAUGUAUGUUUACUACUGAGUAUGGAUGGUUAUUUUCUCGAA